Molecule: messenger RNA, 942 nt
Organism: Patiria miniata (bat star)
Lineage: Eukaryota; Metazoa; Echinodermata; Asteroidea; Valvatida; Asterinidae
Product: hyalin-like
Exons: 4
Coding region: 497-862 (121 amino acids)
Source: RefSeq, a predicted model, not a curated record
GGGAAAAGCGGAUGCGUUACUUCGUCAUGUCCUAUUAUAUAAAAAGGCGGGUUAUUUCCGUCUUUUCUCGUUGUCGGUACGACAUUAGGUUUCCUUUCAACCAGAUGUUUGAAAUAGGAUAAGUAAACACUCCAAAACAUUAACAUUUCGGGGAUUUGAGUGCCCCUUUUAUUCUCUCCAAUGGACUACACUGUGAGCGGUCACAAUUGCCCCAUCUGAUGUACUCAAAGAGUCCAUAACAACAGUUCCAUUUCCAUUUGUCUUAGUCUCAGGCGGGGACACGACCCCUCCAACCAUCGUCUGCCCUGCAAACAUCUUCGGUUACGUCAGAGAGAUCACUCAGGUCCUGUCGUUCACCUGGUCCAAUCCCACCGUCUCGGAUGACAGUGGUGUUCAACCCACAGUGACCACCAGCCCAAAUUAUCCUCAGCCCACUGGCAGCUUUGAUUUCGGCAGGUAUCCAAUCACCUACACUGCUGAAGAUGAAGCUGGAAAUAUGGCCUCCUGCACACUCGCCAUCAACGUCAUUUUGGACACCCAACCUCCGACUUUCACAGGUUGCCCGGCUCAACGCCAGUCCCUGUUGCCGUCCGGCAGCGACAGAGUGAUAGUCACAUGGACUGAGCCUGUAGGUUCUGAUAACAUUGGCAUUACCAAUACUGAACGCAGCCAUAGACCAGGAGACAGCUUCAGUUUCGGUGUCACUCAAGUCACCUAUACCUUCUCUGACCGGGCCGGCAAUCAAGCCAGCUGCAUAUUUUCAGUCAAUGUCACUGCCAGAGUAUUUUCAAACCCGUGCGAGAGUAACCCUUGCUCUGGAGGAAUUUGCUUUUACACGAGUAAUGGAUACACCUGUCAUUAAAUAUAUGACUAUUUCAUCCAUGCUCCUGCCAGUGAUGACCAACCAAAUGCUAACCACCGCAGUAUUAGUGAAGGAUUAAA